CGUCCCACAUCCACAAAGCUAGUGAGAGUGAAGAAUGGAGGCGAUCCGGAGCCGGGCACUGUCUGCCCUUAGGAGACCCGGCUCUGCCCGAUCUGUACAGCUGAGGAAGAGGAAAUCCAAACUGUACAGCAAGGACAGCAGAGAAGCGUCUCUGGGAGAAGGUCUAUUCGGAGAAAACGUUAUCUUCGCCUUGCUGACAUUCACCUUUCGAGUGCUGAACUGCUUCAUGGUGCAGACCAGCUUUGUUCCAGAUGAAUACUGGCAAUCCCUGGAAGUUGCUCAUAAUAUGACUUUUAAUUAUGGCUAUUUAACAUGGGAAUGGAAUGAAGGACUGAGAGGCUUCUCAUACCCACUGCUCUUUGCCUCUGUGUAUAAAGUUUUGGAUUGGAUUGGCAAGGAUGACGUCCUCUUCUUGGUCUGGAUUCCAAGAUUGAUACAGGCUGUAUUUUCUGGCCUUGCCGAUGUCAGACUAUAUUGUCUAAUGAAGCGCCUGGAAAAUGCAAGUGUGGCAAAAUGGGUGUACUUUUGUCAGCUGUGUUCCUGGUUCACAUGGUAUUGUUGCACAAGAACUCUAACCAACACCAUGGAAAGUGUACUUGGCACAUUGGCUUUGUAUUCUUUCCCACUGGAAGGUUCGCCUACAAAGAGCAGUACUAAAUACUUGCUCUUUGUGGCCUUGGCUUUUCUCAUCCGACCAACUGCUAUCAUUCUUUGGAUUCCUCUGCUCAUAUAUCACUUCUUUAAAGAGCCGAAAAAACUAGAUUUGGUGAUCCAACACUGUUUACCUGUUGGACUCUUUACUUUUGGGGCCUCACUGAAAAUUGACAGAGUAUUUUUUGGUAAGUGGACAUUUGUUCAGUGGAAUUUCCUAAAGUUUAAUGUUCUACAAAACAUCGGGUCGUUCUAUGGGUCUCAUCCAUGGCACUGGUACAUCAGCCAAGGAUUUCCAGUCAUCAUUGGCACACACCUACCAUUCUUUCUACACGGCUCUGUGGUGGCACCAAGACGAUACACCGUUCUUUUAGUAGCUAUAGCUUGGACUUUGCUUAUAUACAGCUUUUUAAGCCAUAAAGAAUUUCGUUUUAUCUAUCCGGUGUUGCCGCUCUGCAUGAUCUUCUGUGGAUUCUCCUUUUCUCGUUUUAAACGCUGGAAGAAGACGGCUGUUGGUUUUUUGGUGGUGUCAAACCUUCUUCCUGCCCUUUACACCGGCUUAGUUCAUCAGAGAGGAGCUCUUGAUAUAAUGUCUAACAUUCAACAGCUAUGUACCAAGGAGAAUUCCUCCCUCCUGGUUCUGAUGCCCUGUCACUCCAUUCCGUACUACAGUCAUGUUCACUGUCCUCUAAAGAUGGAUUUCCUUGAGUGCCCCCCGGAUAUUGGAGACCCUGACAUGCAUGUAGAUGAAGCGGAACUCUUUUAUGUCAGUCCGAUCGCCUGGCUGAAUGCAGAAUUUUAUGACCCCGCUAGACUACCGACACAUUUGGUGAUGUUCAGUGUUCUAGAAAAGGAAAUAAGUCUAUUUCUGACUACAAACAGCUAUGUGAGGAAGGCAUCCAUAUUCCAUACUCAUGUGCCAGAGGGUCGACUUGGAAGCCACAUAUACAUGUAUGAACGGGACCUGAACUGAAGGACACUGGCUUUUUGGGUCACACCGUAUGUAAUCAUCAUAAGGAGA
Nanorana parkeri is the source of this 1672-nucleotide messenger RNA. It is a transcript of the gene PIGB, whose product is annotated as phosphatidylinositol glycan anchor biosynthesis class B. Gene Ontology annotation, cellular component: endoplasmic reticulum membrane. Bases 35 to 1624 code for a protein of 529 amino acids. The record is from RefSeq and is a predicted model, not a curated record. The transcript is spliced from 12 exons. Gene Ontology annotation, biological process: GPI anchor biosynthetic process. NCBI's taxonomy places the organism in Eukaryota, Metazoa, Chordata, Amphibia, Anura, Dicroglossidae. Gene Ontology annotation, molecular function: alpha-1,2-mannosyltransferase activity.